AGUCAGCACAGUCAGAGGCUUCUAGCGUAUGAGAAAUAAUUGGAUGAUCUGUACCCUUGGCGAUUGUCCCUGCGACGUGAGGAGUAGACGCAGUUGAGACCGUAACAACGACAGUGAACGCAGACGGGGCGCUCGCCGGAGCAUCUCCUCUUCCGCUCCUUACAAGCAUCGCAGGCAUGGGAAAUACGAGAACGCUGUCGAAUCGCACCUCCAGCGGUCUCAUUGUCCUGAGCGAUCGGCGUCGCUGGUGCUGAAGUAGGAGAGGGUGUGUCGAAGGGUCCAUCGAUGGUUCCAUCGAUAGGCUUAGAGUGACUAGCCAUGCCAAAGUCCGAUGUCAUUGGGUUCUACUCUGUCGCGCCAAAAGCGGAUCCUACAGUCUUUAUAUACUCCAGCCGGCGAACGCGAGUACGCUUUACGGCCCCAAGACCUCCAUUACGUAUCCAACAAUCUUAAUCUUCUUUUCACCCGGCCCAAUCACAACAUGCGGACCCUUUCCCUGAUCACGCGCGACAUUCAGGGUCCAAUCUUGGAAGUCCGGCAGUUGGUACCGUAAAUGAUGCCUGCACAUCGCUAACAGCACGGCUGCAGCUGGAUAUAUCAAAACGGUAAUUCCUUUACCGGUACAUUCUUUGCGAACACCGAAUACACACACGGCUGACGCUGGCAUACAGAUCAGGGUAGCUGUUACCUGAUCAAUUACAAGACAAGCGCCCUUGUCGUCAAUGGAUCCUGCCUCAUGUACAUACCGUGGUACGUCACCAGCAGCAAUUGCGCCUCGAUCUUCCCAUUAUUGCAUGGUUACCGGGCCGUCUUGAAGUUCCUUUAUACUUAAGCUUAAGUGUGAUGCGGACGUAACGGUUGGACCCUGUCUGUCGAUCAUGCCCGGAUUGGUCAGUACGCUCAAGGUUCACCGGCCCGGAGGAUUCCGGAGCAGCCGGCUUCACCCCAAACAGCAUGUCGGGACCUGCCUGAAGUUCGUCGGUAAAC
Molecule: messenger RNA, 987 nt
Organism: Saitoella complicata NRRL Y-17804
Lineage: Eukaryota; Fungi; Ascomycota; Saitoellomycetes; Saitoellales; Saitoellaceae
Exons: 2
Coding region: 332-553 (73 amino acids)
Source: RefSeq, a predicted model, not a curated record